Tetrahymena thermophila SB210 is the source of this 2211-nucleotide messenger RNA. Its product is annotated as transmembrane protein, putative. The transcript is spliced from 3 exons. Gene Ontology annotation, cellular component: plasma membrane. Lineage: Eukaryota; Ciliophora; Oligohymenophorea; Hymenostomatida; Tetrahymenidae. The record is from RefSeq and is a predicted model, not a curated record.
AUGCAAUUUUUUAUAAAAUCUUAACUAGGUAGAAUCCUUCUUCUCCUCUUCAUUCUCUAAACUCUUGAUAUAGCAAAUGGAGAUGGAACGCUAUGCAAUUAAGUAUUCAAUUACGAUGCUUACUUCUCUGUAUCUCUCCUCAAGCAAAACACUCGUUUUUCGUACAAACUUUCAAAUACUGAAGCGAGUUAGGGUAAUUUUACAUACAAAAUGACUGAAACUUUUACAUCAAUAGUAACUGAUCCAUUUUUUACUACUGGAACUGGAUAAUUUGAUUUAGUUUUUAAUUUCUGUUAAUAUGUUUCAUACUAUGCUAAUGAAACUGCUUAUUGCCCAACUUAAAUGAAUUCUUUGACUUAAAGCACAUAUGCAAUGCUAGUUCCAUUAGAUGCUUCUGGUAAUAGUUAUGGAAAUCCUUGCCCAAACAUAAUCACACCUACCUAUUUAGCAUCAGGCUCAAAAUUCGAUAAUUAUCAUUUUGAUUUGAUUGACAGCGAUAGACCAUAAGAUGGGUACGUAUAUCGACAAUAUUUUCCUUAAUAGACAAUCGCAUCUAAUCCUGAUGGCUCAAAAUCAGUUCUUAAUUACAAUAAUAGUAUAACAUACAUUAUUAGAUGCGAUUCAAAAGAGAGUCAAGCUCUAAAUAUUAAAGGUUGGAGAUACAUAAAAAAUGCAACAUAUUUCGGUAUAUAUCUUGAUACUACCUCUAAAUAUGGUUGUCCUACUUUACAAUUAUCAAAGUUAUGGCAAAUUCUCUCAGAUAAUUCAAUUAUUUUUACCAUAGCAAUGGUAUCGAUAGGAGCUGCAUUAUGUUUCUUUGGAUUGAAACUCUACAAGCCCACUUUGUUUAUCAUUGGUUAUAUUACUGGUUUUGGUGGUAUUGUUGCUAUCAUGGGAGAAUUCGUUAUAAGAUAUGAUAGUGAUUCUAUUAUGGCUUAUGCGUGCUUGAUAAUAGCUGUUCUUUUUGGUGUGCUUACUGGUUACGUUACAGUUUCACUUCCAAAGUUAGGAUUCUUUGCACUAGGAAUGUGGCUUGGUAUUGUAUUAGCACUUCUUUUUAAUAAUGCUUUCCUAUAUAAAAUAUAAGUUGGAAAUUAGUUUGUUGUGCUUUGGAUAACUAUAGGUAUUUUAGCUAUACUUAUGGGAUUAAUGAGCUUCUUCUUUUACAGACACUGCGUUAUGGUUUGUACUGGAUUUAUAGGUUCAUAUUGCAUGAUCCGUCCUUUCGGAUGGAUAUUAGGUGAUUUCCCUAAUGAACUCUAAAUUGCUUAAGAAUUAAAAUAUGGCUAAAUUUCUUCUGUCCCUAACUUAUUUUACUUAUAUUUUGCACUCAUUUUGCUUGUUGGUGCAAUUGGUAUCAAAUUUUAAUACAGUAUGUAUUUCUCUCGUAGAUAGCAAGAAGAAGAAAACGAUCUUUAGCUUUAUCUUGCUGACCCUGAUUUCAUUGAUUUGAAUAAAUCUUUGCUUGAUAAAAAUGACGAAGACCUAACCACAAAAGAGAAAAAAACAAAAGAAAAACUUAUCCGUAUGUAAAAAAAUGUAGAAAAAGAAAAAAAAAGAUAAGAAAGAUUUAUGAGAAGAGCAGAUAGAUUAAAAAGACGUGAAAAGGGUGAAGAUGUAAGUGAAGAUUCUGAAGAUUCAGAUGAAGAUGAUGAUAACUCUGAAAAUGGUGGAAGCGGAAGUGAUGAGGAAAAAGGUCGUAAAUCAAAAAGAUCUAGAUCUAAAUCUAAAGAUUUAGGAUUAUUUGGUGCUAUAAGUAAGACUGAAUCUAGAAGAAAAUCAAAAGCUAAGUCAUUUAAAAAGUAAAAUUCUAACUCAUCAAAUGAAGAUAAAUAAUAUGGAAAAGAUGAAGACCAUGUAGUAGAAAAGAAAGAUAACAAAAAGUUUUCUAAUUUGUUUGCAGGUAUUAAAAAAAAUAAGAAAUAAGACUAAGAUGAAGAUGAAGAAAGAGGUAUAGAAAUGGAUGACUUGAGUGAAAACAACUAUCAAGAAACAACUAAGACUAAAUCAAAAGAUAACCCUAAAGAUAAAAAGUAAGCAAAACAGCAAAAUUCUGAUGAUGAUGAUGACCAUUUUAAUAACAAUAAUAAAAAUUCAGAUAAAGAAAAAUCUGAUCAUUCUGAUAAUUCUGAUUCUGAUAAUGAUAAAAAAAAGAAAAAAAGUGCUAAAGAUAUAGCCAAGCUUGCAAAAUCUCAAAAAAAGAAAAAAUGA